Messenger RNA from Oppiella nova, 252 nucleotides. Lineage: Eukaryota; Metazoa; Arthropoda; Arachnida; Sarcoptiformes; Oppiidae. The record is from the annotation of a GenBank genome assembly.
AUGUUGAAUUCAUUUACAACCGCCUGUCCGGACGAUCAGUAUUCACUCGUCAAGAAUAGCUGCACUGAAAUGCUCUUGCUCAGAUUUUUCACAUGUUUUAUGUUAGCGAUGCUAGAUGAUAAUAAUUCAUUGUUAACAGCAAUCAUAUUGUUUAACCCAAACCGACCUAAUCUAACGCACAGGCAUUACGUACAACUCGAACAACAAUUGUAUAUAUAUUUAUUACAACGAUAUCUACUUUUAAAAUACAAA